AGCUGCCCUGCAGUUCGACGGGGCAGGAGUACUGCAGGAAGGGGUCCCCAAGGAAGGGGUUGGCGUACAUGUUCACCGGCACGGCUGCGGAGACAGACACGGCGCUCGCGGUCCCUGCGGCCCCCAGCCCCGUGCCCCGCGCCCCCAGCACCUCCCGUCCCCAUCCUGCAAGCGGGGGCACACCCUGAGGGGUGAGGGGACGGGGACGGGGACCCCGGGAGCUGCUGCCUCCACCUGGGGGCUGCGGGGCUGCGGGUGCUGCGGGAUGCCCCCACGGGUGGGCACAGCGCGGGGGCUGCGGGGCGGGGGUGGCGCAGGGAGCCCUGUCUGGGGGUGCCACGUGGGAAGGGUCCGGCCGGGGGUCCCACACGCGCCCCAGGCCCCGCGGUUACACUUGUUCCUGGUGGCGACGGGGAAGAACGCGGGGCCGAUCUCCGUGCCGCUGAGGGACGGCUCAGGCGUGGUGCCGUGCGGCUGCAGGUUGAACCACAUGGGUGAUAGCGGCGCGCUUUGGUUCUGUGCCGGCUCCCUGUCCCGCGCCGCGCUCGCUGCGGGAGGGGGGCAGGUUUUAAGCCCCGGUCCCCCCUCCCCAGCAGCCGGCUCGCCGCGGUGCCGGCCGCCCCUGACCUGCGGUGCCGCCGGGGAGGUCUGUGGGGCCGUCGCGGGGCGUGGAGCGCCUGGAUCUCGUGCCGCAGCUGGUCGUAGCAGGCGAAGACGGAGAGCCCGGCGCGCGAGGGGCGGGUGGCGAGCAGCGGCUGCAUGGCCCCCUGCCCCGGCCCCCCGAUGGGUGAGGGGGCCGGGGGGCUGCUCCCGCCGGGCAUGGGGAGCCCCUCGAGGUGGUGGUCAGGCAGGGGAGGAUGGUGCCAGCCGCUGCCGGGGCGUCUCCAUCCCGGGGCACGCGAUGGUUCCGAGGGGGAUGUCACAGAGGACCCCCCCCCGGUGCGUGCCCACCCCCCCAGCACCAUGGUGCUGGGUCCCGGCAGGCGCCCGAACAGCCCCUGCUGAGGAGGGAGGACCCCCCCAUUGCCAGCCCACCAUGAAGUGCUGCAGCCACUGCCCGGGCAGCAGGCGUGCCGGACCCCGAUGCGCGGCCACCCACCUCCUGUGGGAGCCCCUCCUGCUGCCUCGACCCCCGGGGGGGCUGCACCGGCAGCCCCCUGCCCUGCCCCUGGCCCCGCCAAGCACCCCGGCAGCCCCAGCGCAUCCGCACGCUCUGCCGAGAGCCUGGGGGGCUCCGUGGGCUCUGCCGACGCCGCCUCGUCCGCCGGCAGCGCCAGCCUGAAGCCAGGCGUGGAGGAGGCGCUGGGCACCAUGCUGGCCGCCUCCUGCACACUCAGCCCGAAGCCGGCGUCGGCGCUGGGCCCCGCCAUCGACCGCUCCUUCAUCACCACCAGCCUGGCCGCACAAAUGCUGGAGGAGUUCCUGACGAAGCAGGUGCCGGCGGCGGCCACCGAGGUGUCCCCGGUGCGCGAGGACGUCCCCGAGGAGAGCAACCGGCAGGGCCCCGUGGCCCCCACCGCCUCCCUGGAGAGGCUGCGCCGGCACAACCGCCGCUUCCAGCGGGCCAAGGCGCGCUUCCAGGGCCACGGCGAGAUCCCGGUCCAGGCGCUGCUGCCGGGGCUGGAUGGGGGCGGUGGGACAGCCCCCCGCCACGGCACCCGGCCCGAGCCACGCCACGGCCCCCCCUGGGACAGCCACGGGUGCCGCGGGCAGGGCGGCGAGGUGCUGUGCCGCGGCACCACCUGGCACGCCGUGCACGGCUGCUGCGGCACCGUGGAGGUGCUGAGCGGCGCCUGCCCCUGGGAGCGGGACGGCGGAGCCGCGGCGUGCCGGGAGUGCGGGUGCAGCUGGGGGCUGCCCGGGCCCCCGGUGCCCCCCGUGCCCCCCGUGCCGUGGCUGAGGCAGCGGGACGUGCACGGCUGGGCCACGCGCACCACCACCGCCUGCACCACGCUGGGCCACGAGUCCCGGAGCUGCCACGGAGCUGCCACCGCCGUGCUCAGGGCGGGGAGGGUCCCACACUGCGAGCCCCCCGCGGACAACCAGGGCCCCCCCGGGAUGCCGAGCUGCAGCCACGCAGAGCCAGGCACCAGCGCCCUGCGUGGCUGCGGCUGCCCCCCCCGCUGCAGCCAGGGCAGGAGCGUGGAGGAGCCGCGCCGGGAGCCGGACGGGGAGCGGAGCCGCCUCCGGCGCCGGGAGCCAGCGGGGACCCUGGUGCGGGGCAGGGACCCCGGGGGGGAGCCGGAGGGCCCGGUGGCCUGGGCGCCCCCCCAGCAGCGCCUGGGUGCCAUGAACACGGUGCAGCUCAUCGCCAAGACCUUCGAGCUGCGGGCGCAGCGCGACGCCGCGCAGGCUGAGCGCGACCGGCAGCCCCCGUUCUGUCGCAGGGGGGGGACGCUGGAAACCUGCCCCCCGGAGCCACGGGGACCCUGCUCCCCGGGGUGCUGCAGGGGGCUCCCCCGGGCCCGGGGCUCGCUGCCCCCCGAGUGCGGCCGGGCUCGGGGGGCUGCGCAGCCCUGCUGCGGCUGCAAGGCCCGGGGGGGGCCGGAGGGCACCGGCUGCACUGAGGGCGAACGGAGCGGUCGGAGCCAGCGCUGAAUAAAGCGGCCGAGGAGGCUGAGCCCAACGGAUGUGUGCUGUGGGGGACGUGGUGUGGGCGAGGGGGGGGGCACCGGUACCCUGCCCGCCAGGUGGGGACACCCCGAGACCCCCGCCCCAAACACGGCUGCGCCCACCCUCACCCCCAGGCUGCGGGCUAAGGGUGAGGAGGGGGC
This is a messenger RNA of Anas platyrhynchos (mallard), 2774 nucleotides long. Lineage: Eukaryota; Metazoa; Chordata; Aves; Anseriformes; Anatidae. The record is from RefSeq and is a predicted model, not a curated record.